AUGGCUUCUAUGAUCCCGCUCUUCGAGUUGCCUUUGAUGUCUAGUAAGUGGCUGAUGUUAAAGUAAAGAUUAAUAUAGUUACACUUAGUUGUAUCGUAUUUUAGCGUUAUCCUUAUGAACUUUAUCUUGAGAUUAUAUUGCUGUAGAGUCUUUUAAAGUCCAUUUAUAACAUUUAUUACAAAACUAAUAGUAAAAAUGUACUAGUAAAGCUGUUUUAAUAAAGUUUGAUUACUUUAAAGCUUAAAAUGAAUAAUAAUGUUGUACUUUAGGUGACUCACUGAUAGCCGAGACAAAAGUGAUAAGCCUAGGACCAGGAGACGAUGCAAGGAUACGAUGUAACAUACAGGACAGCGGAUUCGAUCCCCAAACAUUAUUCUUGAGUAUGAACAAUCACAACAUGACGGGUACACACAGAGGCCAUAGGUAAAGACUGAUAGUAUUUUUUACUGUAUAUUAUAAAUCUUACUGUAUUUUGUAUAUAUGUGUCUACUGAGCAAGCAUAUCUACUGAGCAAGCAUACCUACUGAAUUAUGGAUCUAGUAACAUACUAAGGUUAUUAUUUUUUAGCAUACUGUAUGACAUUACCGCCUACGACCCAUCGAAAGGAGAGAUGGUGUUUGACUGCGCAGCCAGAAGACGGAAUCAGAAGUUCCAAGUACGAUCUCUAAAGGUCGUUCCGAAGACAUAUCAUUCUUGUAAGUACCGCCAAUGUACUUCAAACAAAUGUGGAGAACGAGGACUGUGCUUGGAGGAGUUGAGAACUGGGAUUGAGCAUUGUUUGUAAGUCAAUACGAAACUUUUAACGGCAAAAAUACGAUUUUUAGACAAUAAUAUAAGAUAAUAUACUGUAUAAACUUUGGGACUUUAUUUGUAAAGCUAGUCUAAGAACAUCUAUAAGCACGAUUUUUAUGUAUUUUCAGUUGUUCUGGCAAUGAAUGUAAAGUACAAGAGCAAUAUUACGUAUCGCCUUGGAUAUGGGGAGCUGGUCUGAUCAGUUUGUCAAUGAUCUCGAUUAUCCUUGGCAUUUUGUUAUGUUUGACAAGGUAAAGUUUGGAAAGUUUUCAAAAUUCAAAUUUUAAAUUUUAUUUUAUAUUGACCGGAGAUAACUUUAGAUUUGUACUUAUUGCUUCAACUGUUUCAGUAAAUUGAAGAAUAAUACAGUUAGAUUGUUUAAAUAGUUCUGUGCCCUGUUGUAAAGAUAUUUUUCAAGGUUAGAAAGCACAGAAUUAUUUGAACAACCUAACCUUAUCAAUAUUAUACAUCUUUUAAGUUAAGUUAUUUCUAGACGAGCAGAAAAACGAGAAUCAGAAGACGAUCAUUUCGUGCAAGCUGAAGCCAAAUUGGAGUUGAAAGAUCAUUCAGAACAUGAUGUAAGUCUCUCUAAAGUUUUAUUGCUUUUUUGCAUUUUAUUAUCUUAAAUACGUCAUAAAGUGUAGUUGCCUACAAACUACAUGUUUUUACUAUACAAUUGAUGUCUAUACUUUGUAUUCUUAUAGUAAAUAGACAGAUUUUAACUAAAACAACAUUGUACUAACCUUCGUAUGAAAGUAGUGCAAUCAGCUCACUAAAACAUAUAAGACAUAUUCCAAAGAACAGUCCAGUUUAACACAUAUAAGUUCAGGUAGACUUGGACGUGCUGUACGAUCAGGCCGACAACUUGAUUCAGAAACCGCCUGACCCCAACGACUACGAUAACUUGAGGUACGAUCGUGGCACAAGUACACAAACAUGA
This is a messenger RNA of Bursaphelenchus okinawaensis, 1732 nucleotides long. Lineage: Eukaryota; Metazoa; Nematoda; Chromadorea; Rhabditida; Aphelenchoididae. The record is from the annotation of a GenBank genome assembly.